AUGAAGGCAGAGGAAGAGAAAGUCGGGGUUAAAAAGCUGGACUCCAGCAACUACAGGAGGAGAAGCCAGUAUCCAGAAGGUAAGGCCCUUUCCUACAUUCACAUGGGCCUGCCAGUUUCCAGCUACCCUCAGAGAAAGAGAGACCAGAAAGGACAACUUCCCGGACUGCAGAAAGUCCGCUGGGGCCUCCGGCCAGACAAACAGCAGCGGGAGCUGAGAGGUCCGGGCAGCGGGGGCAGCAGCGGCGACAGCGGAGUGGACCACGUCAGCCGGACCCGGUCUCCAGCUGCUGAGCAGCUGCAGGACAUCCUGGGGGAGGAAGAUGAGGCUCCCAACCCCACCCUCUUCACAGAGAUGGACACCCUCCAGCAUGACGGAGACCAGAUGGAAUGGAAGGAGUCAGCCAGGUGGAUAAAGUUUGAAGAGAAGGUUGAAGAAGGAGGGGAACGCUGGAGCAAGCCGCACGUGUCCACACUAUCCCUGCACAGCCUGUUCGAGCUCCGGACCUGCCUGCAAACAGGAACGGUGCUGCUGGACCUGGACAGCUGUUCCCUGCCCCAGAUCAUAGAUGAUGUCAUUGAGAAGCAGAUUGAGGAUGGCCUCCUGCGGCCGGAGCUCCGGGAGAGGGUCAGCUACGUCCUGCUGCGGAAGCACCGCCACCAGACCAAGAAGCCUAUCCACCGCUCCUUAGUGGACAUUGGGAAGUCGGUGUCCUCCACCACAACCCGCAGCCCAGCCCGCAGUCCGACACCCCGCAGCACUCUGCACCGCUCCACAGAGGACCUGAGGGUGCGGGACAGCGCCAACUACGGACGUCUGUGUCACGCCCAGAGCAGAAGCAUGAACGACAUUUCUCACACAGCAAACACGGACCAACGGAAGAACAAGUUCAUGAAGAAGCUCCCCAAGGACUCAGAGGCCUCCAACGUGCUGGUGGGCGAGGUGGACUUCCUGGACCAGCCCUUCAUCGCGUUCGUUCGGCUCAUCCAGUCCGCCAUGCUGGGAGGGAUGACAGAGGUGCCUGUCCCCACCAGAUUCCUGUUCAUCCUGCUGGGACCUCCUGGAAGAGCCAAGUCCUACAAUGAAAUCGGCCGGGCCAUUGCCACCCUCAUGGUCGACGAUCUCUUCAGCGAUGUGGCCUAUAAAGCCCGCAACAGGGACGACCUGAUUGCAGGGAUUGAUGAGUUCCUGGACGAGGUCAUCGUCCUUCCCCCGGGAGAAUGGGACCCGAAUAUCCGAAUUGAGCCCCCCAAGAAAGUCCCCUCAGCAGACAAGAGGAAAUCCGUGUUCUCGCUGGCGGAGCUCGGGCAGAUGAACGGCCAGGUGGCUGGUGGUGGGGCGCCCGGAGGUGGUGGUGGAGGCGGCGUGGCCGGCGGAGGUGCUGGGGCUGGAGGCGGGAGCGGCGGCGAUGACGAGGAGAUGCCAGCCACGCAUGAGAUCGGGGAGGAGCUGCUCUGGACUGGAAGGUUCUUUGGGGGCCUGUGUCUGGACGUCAAGAGGAAGCUGCCCUGGUUCCUGAGCGACUUCACUGACGGCUUCCACCUGCAGUCCAUCUCCGCCAUCCUCUUCAUCUACCUCGGCUGUAUCACCAACGCCAUCACCUUUGGUGGGCUUCUGGGCGAUGCCACCGACAACUACCAGGGCGUGAUGGAGAGCUUCCUGGGCACUGCCAUGGCCGGCUCCUUGUUCUGCCUCCUCUCGGGACAGCCUCUCAUCAUCCUCAGCAGCACGGGGCCCAUCCUCAUCUUUGAGAAGCUCCUCUUCGACUUCAGCAAAGGCAACGGCCUGGACUACAUGGAGUUCCGGCUCUGGAUUGGCCUGCACUCGGCGCUCCAGUGCCUCAUCCUGGUGGCCACGGACGCCAGCUUCAUCAUCAAGUACAUCACCCGCUUCACCGAGGAAGGCUUCUCCACCCUCAUCAGCUUCAUCUUCAUCUACGACGCCAUCAAGAAGAUGAUCGGUGCCUUCAAGUACUACCCCAUCAACAUGGACUUCACCCCCAACUCCAUCACCACCUACAAGUGCGAGUGUGUCGCCCCCGACCCAGUGAAUGCCUCUGUGUUCAAUGCUUCAGCCUCAUCAACACCAAACACCAAUACUUCUGUGUACAACCCCCUUAACCUCACAGGCCUGGACUGGUCCCUGCUGAGCAAGAAAGAGUGUCUCAGCUACGGUGGCCGCCUGCUCGGGAACUCCUGCCAGUUCGUCCCAGACCUGGCGCUCAUGUCCUUUAUCCUUUUCUUCGGGACAUACUCCAUGACCUUGACCCUGAAGAAGUUCAAAUUCAGCCGCUAUUUCCCUACCAAGGUCCGGGCCCUGGUGGCUGACUUCUCCAUCAUCUUCUCCAUCCUGCUCUUCUGUGGAAUCGACGCCUGUUUCAGCCUGGAAACACCCAAGCUGCACGUGCCCAGUGUCAUCAAGCCCACACGGCCUGACCGCGGCUGGUUUGUGGCCCCCUUUGGGAAGAACCCGUGGUGGGUGUACCCAGCUAGUAUCCUGCCCGCCCUGCUGGUGACCAUCUUGAUCUUCAUGGACCAGCAGAUCACGGCCGUCAUUGUCAACCGGAAGGAGAACAAGCUGAAGAAGGCUGCUGGCUACCAUCUGGACCUCUUCUGGGUGGGCGUCCUCAUGGCCCUGUGCUCCUUCACGGGCCUUCCCUGGUACGUGGCCGCCACAGUCAUCUCCAUUGCCCACAUCGACAGCCUCAAGAUGGAGACAGAGACCAGUGCUCCCGGAGAGCAACCCCAGUUCCUGGGGGUGAGGGAACAGAGGGUGACCGGCAUCAUCGUCUUUAUCCUGACCGGCAUCUCCGUCUUCCUGGCUCCCAUCCUGAAGUACAUCCCCAUGCCGGUGUUGUAUGGAGUUUUCCUCUACAUGGGAGUGGCCUCUCUGAACGGCAUCCAGGUAAGCGUGGGGGGAUCCCAGCUGCAGCAGCCCACGAGGGCUGAGUGUGCGCUUUCUUCUCAGUUCUGGGACCGCUGCAAGCUCUUCCUGAUGCCGGCCAAGCACCAGCCGGACUACGCCUUCCUGCGCCACGUGCCGCUGCGACGCAUCCACCUCUUCACCCUGGUGCAGGUGCUCUGCCUGGCCGUGCUGUGGGUCCUCAAGUCCACCGUGGCCGCCAUCAUCUUCCCCGUCAUGAUACUGGGCCUCAUCAUCGUCCGAAGGCUUCUGGACUUCGUCUUCUCCCAGCAUGACCUGGCCUGGAUCGACAACAUCCUCCCAGAGAAGGAGAAAAAGGAGACGGACAAGAAGAAGAAGAAGAGGAAGGGGGCGCAUGAGGACAGUGACGAGGAGCCCCAGUUCCCUCCUCCCUCCGUUCUAAAGCUUCCCAUGGAAAGUGUCCCAGAUCCCCAAAACAGUAUCCACUGCAUUGCCAGAAAAGGAUGCGCCAGUUGGAGUUACGCACUCUGA
Molecule: messenger RNA, 3414 nt
Organism: Elephantulus edwardii (Cape elephant shrew)
Lineage: Eukaryota; Metazoa; Chordata; Mammalia; Macroscelidea; Macroscelididae
Gene: SLC4A5
Product: solute carrier family 4 (sodium bicarbonate cotransporter), member 5
Exons: 26
Coding region: 1-3414 (1137 amino acids)
Biological process (GO): monoatomic anion transport; bicarbonate transport; renal system process
Cellular component (GO): plasma membrane
Molecular function (GO): solute:inorganic anion antiporter activity; sodium:bicarbonate symporter activity; monoatomic anion transmembrane transporter activity
Source: RefSeq, a predicted model, not a curated record